AUGGGCGGAAGUAAUGCUGGUUACCUGGUUACCAAGGGUGGAAGUAAUGCUGGUAACCUGGUUACCAAGGGUGGAAGUAAUGCUGGUUACCUAGUUACCAAGGGUGGAAGUAAUGCUGGUUACCUAGUUACCAAGGGUGGAAGUAAUGCUGGUUACCUAGUUACCAAGGGUGGAAGUAAUGCUGGUUACCUAGUUACCAAGGGUGGAAGUAAUGCUGGUUACCUAGUUACCAAGGGUGGAAGUAAUGCUGGUUACCUAGUUACCAAGGGUGGAAGUAAUGCUGGUUACCUAGUUACCAAGGGUGGAAGUAAUGCUGGUUACCUAGUUACCAAGGGUGGAAGUAAUGCUGGUUACCUAGUUACCAAGGGUGGAAGUAAUGCUGGUUACCUAGUUACCAAGGGUGGAAGUAAUGCUGGUUACCUAGUUACCAAGGGUGGAAGUAAUGCUGGUUACCUGGUUACCAAGGGUGGAAGUAAUGCUGGUUACCUGGUUACCAAGGGUGGAAGUAAUGCUGGUUACCUAGUUACCAAGGGUGGAAGUAAUGCUGGUUACCUGGUUACCAAGGGUGGAAGUAAUGCUGGUUACCUGGUUACCAAGGGUGGAAGUAAUGCUGGUUACCUGGUUACCAAGGGUGGAAGUAAUGCUGGUUACCUGGUUACCAAGGGUGGAAGUAAUGCUGGUUACCUGGUUACCAAGGGUGGAAGUAAUGCUGGUUACCUGGUUACCAAGGGUGGAAGUAAUGCUGGUUACCUGGUUACCAAGGGUGGUAGUAAUGCUGGUUACCUGGUUACCAAGGGUGGAAGUAAUGCUGGUUACCUGGUUACCAAGGGUGGAAGUAAUGCUGGUUACCUGGUUACCAAGGGUGGAAGUAAUGCUGGUUACCUGGUUACCAAGGGUGGAAGUAAUGCUGGUUACCUGGUUACCAAGGGUGGAAGUAAUACUGGUUACCUGGUUACCAAGGGUGGAAGUAAUGCUGGUUACCUGGUUACCAAGGGUGGAAGUAAUACUGGUUACCUGGUUACCAAGGGUGGAAGUAAUACUGGUUACCUGGUUACCAAGGGUGGAAGUAAUGCUGGUUACCUGGUUACCAAGGGUGGAAGUAAUGCUGGUUACCUGGUUACCAAGGGUGGAAGUAAUGCUGGUUACCUGGUUACCAAGGGUGGAAGUAAUGCUGGUUACCUGGUUACCAAGGGUGGAAGUAAUGCUGGUUACCUGGUUACCAAGGGUGGAAGUAAUGCUGGUUACCUGGUUACCAAGGGUGGAAGUAAUGCUGGUUACCUGGUUACCAAGGGUGGAAGUAAUGCUGGUUACCUAGUUACCAAGGGUGGAAGUAAUAUUCUGCAGAGAUAG
Molecule: messenger RNA, 1350 nt
Organism: Bolinopsis microptera
Lineage: Eukaryota; Metazoa; Ctenophora; Tentaculata; Lobata; Bolinopsidae
Exons: 1
Coding region: 1-1350 (449 amino acids)
Source: RefSeq, a predicted model, not a curated record